AUGCUUCUUGUCAGAAUGACAUUCCUACAGCUACUGUCCAGGAAACCUGGGAAACUGGGAAUACUUUUUCAAACACCUUUUUGCCAAAAGCAAUUCCCGUAUUUGUGUCUGGCCACCUCCACUUGUCUUUAUAGUAAGAAGAAAAAAGUGAAUAGUUAUGAACAAGUUGACCAAGAAAAAUACAAGAACUUGGUCUACUCCGUUACAUCUUACAAAACCAGCGCUCAAACACCAGAGACAAUACUUGAAGAAGACAAUUUGUUAUAUGGGCCACCGGAUAAACACAGACCUCCAGUUAAAGCUGAAACAAAAACUCCCAAGAACUGGGUUCCUUUAAUAAACCCCAACAAGAGCAUUCCCCUUCUCAACAGUGAGUCAAACCUCCCCAUGAAAAUCUCUUUACAAAAAACAAAAAUGCCCAGUGUUACUCGUAUUCUUCAACAGACUAUGUCUCCGCAGCAAGCCUUUUAUCUAGAAAGAUGGAAGCAGAAAAUGAUACAGGAACUUGGAAAAGAUGGUUUUGCAGAGUAUACUAAAAAUCUUUUUCUCCAAGGAGAGCUCUUUCAUGCAGCUUUGGAAUCUAUAUUUCUGCCUGAGGAGAUGGCAACUAAGGAGCAGAGAGAAGAUGUUGCUAUUUCUGGCUACUUAUCAAGUGUGCAACAUGUCUUAAAAGAUAUCAGCGAAGUGAAAGCCCUGGAAAGUGCUGUUCAGCAUGAGACUCUUCAGUAUCUGGGCCUGGUAGACUGCGUGGCUAAGUAUCGAGGCCAGUUGUGUGUGAUCGACUGGAAAACUUCAGAGAAACCAAAGCCAUCUCUGAAGAAUACUUUUGACAACCCAUUGCAGGUUGCAGCAUAUAUUGGAGCCAUAAAUCAUGAUGCCAAUUAUGACUUCCAGGUUAGCUGUGGACUCAUUGUGGUUGCCUACAAGAACGGCUCCCCUGCGCAUCCGCAUUUCAUGGAUCCUGAGCUGUGCUCACAGUACUGGAAUAAGUGGCUUUUGCGCCUUGAAGAGUACGUGGACAAAAACUGACCCAAACUAAGCUAUGCUGAAGCCAGUGGUCUGAGCGCAGAGACAAAGCAAGAAUCCUUUGUUUAAAUCUUCCAUUUGAAUACAUUUUAUUUUUUCAGUAACUUUGGCUCAUUUCUUAAUAUCAGGGUUUUUUUCCCU
Molecule: messenger RNA, 1167 nt
Organism: Charadrius vociferus (killdeer)
Lineage: Eukaryota; Metazoa; Chordata; Aves; Charadriiformes; Charadriidae
Gene: MGME1
Product: mitochondrial genome maintenance exonuclease 1
Exons: 4
Coding region: 1-1029 (342 amino acids)
Biological process (GO): mitochondrial DNA replication
Cellular component (GO): mitochondrion
Molecular function (GO): single-stranded DNA exodeoxyribonuclease activity
Source: RefSeq, a predicted model, not a curated record